Molecule: messenger RNA, 339 nt
Organism: Rotaria sordida
Lineage: Eukaryota; Metazoa; Rotifera; Eurotatoria; Philodinida; Philodinidae
Source: the annotation of a GenBank genome assembly
AUGAAUAUUGAUCCUGAUAUCGGUGGUGAUGAUGAUAAUCGUAGUCAUGGUGGUUUUCGACCAGGUGCUGAUAGAAAACGAAAAGCAGCAAGAACAUCAAUUCAAAUCAUGGCAAAUAAAAGAAGAGAAGAAGCUGCACGCAGACAACAAAUAUCCAGAUAUAAAGCUAAAUUGACAGAAUGGAUAGAUAAACUUAAAUGAUACAUCUUUGGUUCGAAAUGGAUAAUUGUAAUAUGCCAAUUUGAUUAUCUUGCAUUUAUUGUGUCAAAUAUAUAUGCUAAAUCGGGAUCAAUGUAUCCAGCAUCAAUCUUCAUACAUUUUCCUGUUGUAUCAUUAUGA